This is a messenger RNA of Vombatus ursinus (common wombat), 4168 nucleotides long. RefSeq lists its product as uncharacterized. Gene Ontology annotation, biological process: regulation of toll-like receptor signaling pathway. Lineage: Eukaryota; Metazoa; Chordata; Mammalia; Diprotodontia; Vombatidae. The transcript is spliced from 2 exons. Bases 352 to 1266 code for a protein of 304 amino acids. The record is from RefSeq and is a predicted model, not a curated record.
AGCCUGAGGACAGAAGUGAGAUCCCGGGGCGGAAGUGGGGGGGGCUUCUUUCCACUCCCCCGAAGAAGGGUCAUCUCCCCCCUUCCCGGGAAAACCCUGGCCUUGGGCCCUCAGGGUGCACAUUACCACAUCCUCUUUCGACGCCCUGUCAUUACUGCCCUUGUGACCAGCUCACGCAAUUCUCCCACUGGGUUGGCCACCAAAGGGGAAGGAGUGCUCUGUGGUCAGGGCUAUCUCUGGCAGGAACCAAGAAAAGGCAGCCAGUCCUGAGUGGCUGCAUGUGCUGCGCUGCUGGGACCUUGGAGCAAGGGUUAUACUGCACUCUGCUGGUUAGCAGCCUUGUCUGACAAAAUGCUAGCAGAAGCUUUCUUACCCGGUAUCCUGUACCGAGAACACACUAAGCCCUACAAAACACACAUAUGUAAGCAGAACCCCAAAGAGAAAAAGGAAACUUGGACAAACCAGCUUUUGGAGAGCGAAGAUGUUAAGCCUCCCUCCACUGAAGUGAAAAGGCUGGCCAAAGGUUGGCCUGCAAGCUGCCCGGAGCACAGUAAGGACAUGUGCCUGCAGAAAUCGGCAGAUGGGGUGGUGCCGCAGGGCCAGCAGGGGGCAGCCCUCCAGGGUAAUGCAUCUGCAGCUUUGCAGAUCCCCCAAAGAGCCCCACCAGAAGAAAACGAGCUGGAUCUGUAUCGCUCGUGGUCCUGCACCAGCAUCUGCCAGAACUAUCCUGACCUCCAUAUUGGGGGGAAUCGAGUGGGGCACGCUUAUGAUUCUGGUUGUUUCAUGGACCAUGUCCAUGAUGAGGCUUUCACCGGGCCACUGCUUCUCUCAGAGGACAUCCCACUGGGCCAUUCUUCCAUCCCCAGCAGGCCGCCCCCUGUGGCAUACAAGUUCCUGCCUGGGGAUGAGGUUCGAGAAAGAAGCAUCCUCCUGCAUAGGCAGCCCCUGUCCAACUCAAUGCUUAACAGCUAUGUGGAAAAAAAGGUGGAUGAGCUCUAUAAGCAGGUUUUUGAAGAGAACUUGACCCGAUGCCACUCUGUGACCAGUCUUGUGGCUUCCAAUCUACUGAUGAACAACUUGAGUCACAUCAGCCUUCAGAUCUCACAAGAACAAAACAUUGAGGUGUCCCGAGCUCGAGAGGCCCUCUUACAGUCUAUGGCCUUGCGCAGCCUGUACUAUGCUUCCAAAGGAAACAGCUCAGAGCUCAGCACUCCCAACCUGCAGAUCUCCAGUCAGACAAAGUGGGAGAAGUUGCCGAAGGUGUAGGUGAUAACCUUUGGGCUGCUGCUGGGGCAGAAGACUGACUGCCCCAGUAGCCUUUUCAGUUCAGGGAUGGGGGAGGAGGUAUUGUUGUAUGUGGGGAGACAUUUCUCGAGAGUUCAAAGUUGACAAGUGCAGUGGAAAGGUGUUGAAUUCAGCUAUUUUGGACCCACUUUGAAAUCGAAGCCCUACCAUUGCCUACUACCAUUAGGACAGGAACACCAAAUUGCAGAAUUGUUUAGCUGGAAAAGAUCUUUGAAGCAUGUAGACCAACCUGGAAGCAAAAAAACAAUCCUUACUGUACCACACCCUACAAAGGACCAUCUAGCUUCUUGGUGUAGCCCUCCAGGAAGGGAGGAGCCCCUGCCUCCUGAGGUCACCGAGUGUACUUCUAGAAGCCUUUCAUUCCAUCAGACCUGGACUUGCCCCUUUCUAACUUGUGCCUGAUAUGUCUAGUUUUGACCUCUGGGGCCAAAUGGAACAAAUCAGAUCUCUUUUCCUAAUAACAGCCCUUUGAAUACUUGAAAAUAGUAAUCGUUUGUCUCCCCCCCACCAGUCUCUUCUCCAAACUAAACCUUCCUAUUUCCUUUAACUGCUUGUCAUAUGGCAGAGACUCAAGGCCUCUUGUGCAGCACUAGGAGGUGGUACAGAGAGGAGUCCUUUUCAGGUAUGGAUUGAAUUGGAUGGUCCCUGAAAACCCUUCCAACUCAGAGAUCCUGGGAGUCUGGAAUUCUGUGAAGUUGUCUUCCCUCUUUGGGCCUCAGUUUCCUCAUCUGUAAAAUCAACGUUUGGAUGUGAUAGCCUUGAAGGUCCCUUCAAGCUCUUAGUCUCUGGUCCUGGGUGUGGAGAGCAAGUACCGUUAGUGCCAUUUUUCACAUGAGGAAACUGAGACCUAAGAGAGUUUAAGCGACUUUCCUGGGGUACCUUUUCCUGAAGUGGCAGAGCCAGGACUCAGUGCCAGGUCUUCGGACCACAAGACAGCUGGAUGGGUCUGUCCACUUCAGUAGGUUCGGAAACCUCCUUCAAAUGGUGAACUCCUGUGUUUUGUGACAGAGGCACCAUUGACAUGCUCAAUCGCUUUUUGCUUCAAAGGGAUGCCUGCUUCAUUUACUCCCCGACUUCUCCCUUGCCUCUGCCUUUCCUUUGGCAGUUUUGUUUGCCACUACAGUCAAGGGAGCCCAGGCAGCUCAGACAGCCAGAGGCUGAGCCAGGGUCAGCACACCCCCUUAGCAGUCCUGCAGUGAAGGACGCCAUUUACCCUUGAGUGUGGGCCACUGAGGGGAGUGGUCUUUCACAGACUAGCGGCUUCACCAACAGGCCGCUGUCCACUGAGGCAGGGCUCCACCCAUCUCUGAUUUAGGACAGGGUCUGAGAGAGCCACCGUGGUUGAAACAUUGGCUUGUGAUUGCCCCAAGGACUAUAGGAACUUGGUGAAUUCGAGGCCCACAGAUAACCCUCAGUGGUUCCGAGACUUGGCCACACUUGCACUUUGCGAGCAUAACCCUGGAGAGCCCAGGGUCACCUUCUUGCGCUUAGUGGGGGUACUGGCAGAUGACUUGGCUGGCUCAGUUCCUCAGAUCCUUGAACCUGAAGUUGGAAUGAGCCUUACAGAGCAUCUUUCACUCUCUUCCUCUUAUGGAUGAAGACACUGAGGUCCAGAGAAAGGAGUUGAUUUGCCCAAGGGCACAUAGCUAAUACUUAGCAGAUCUGAGAUUUGCACCCGGGUCCUUUGACUCCAAAGCCAGUGCUUCUGUUGGGCUCUGACGACGUGGAGAGGGAAAGUGAGCUGCAUGGAGCAGUGUACUUGGUGUGUUGAAACUUGAUGCUUUUGUACUGUUUUGCGAUAGCCAUUGGCAGCAUUUUUUCAUUGUUGUGAUUGUUAGAGCCAUAAGGGACAUCAGAGCUCAGCUCAUUUUAUAAAAGAGGACAAUGAGUCUAGAGAGGGCAGGUGACUGACUUGUCCAAAGUCACACCAGGCUAGAGAGGCAGGGCCAGGUCUCAAAGCCAGACACCUUGACUCCAAGGGCAGCACUCUUUCUCCUGGGACACUGGAGGAAGAUGAAGACGGAGAAAGGGGGCUGACUACACAUUGCCAUGGGGCAGACAAGGCUCCUUGGUGACCUUUCACCAGAGUGGGAUCCACAGUCUUGCCUGUAAGGCUAGACAAUGGUGUUGGGUCAUCCUCUAGUCUGCUUGUAGGAGAUUUCCAGCUGCUGGCCCAGGAUAGAGCUCAGAAUGGCUUUAUAAGGUUAUGAAAUCCAAAGUUAGCAAAAUAUUCCUGGAAGAGGCAGAUACCUAUGUUGGCUUGCAAACAAAGCCGCAAUCCUCCCCCCGUCUUGCUGGCCUACAGGCUUAUUUUUGCCAGGCCUUCUGUUCUUGUCCUUGAAAGUCAUGAAGUUGGGAAGGUUGGUUGGCACACAUUCUUACCCACCCCUGCUAUGGGCAGGCUGGUGAAGAGGACAAGAGUUCCCUUAAUGGACCAUGGAACCAUGGCCACUUCCUUGGGGUCUCUGCCUCCGCCUCCCCUUCUGUAAAAUAGGAUAGUAGUAGUUACCCUAAAGUAGGGCUGUGAAGACUAAAAUGAUGAGAUGUUUUUAAAGCACUUUGAAUUUCUGUGGUAGGAGUUCUGAUUGUGGUGUGUCUUCUUAAGUGAGAAUGGUGUACCCUACUUGCCCUUCUCAUCCAGCUAUUGGGAGACUUGAACUCUUUGGAGACUCCUAGAAGAGUCCCAAGGGUCAAGAUUUUGGAAAAAACUGACAGUGAAUUGAAAAUACUGACAAGCAAACAUUUGUUUUUCUAUUUCUUUUUAGAGUUUGUUUUUAAUGGAAAGGCCACCACAAUGGUAAAACUAAUUAAUGCUUCAAAUAGAUCAACUUUGUUGAUGUAAAUAAAGACUAAUCAGCCAAUA